UCCCGCCACAGUGGCUUCGCGCGCUAUGGCCGCCGGGAGAUCUGCCACUAAUGCACUAAAGCCUCACUAAUCCUCACCUAGCCCGAACCUAGAUCCGUGAUCUGUAAACUUCAAGCAACAUCACCACUACGAUACCCCUAUAGGUAUUUCCUAAACCACCUGUUUACAUAAUCGCCCGCCGUCAUCACCAAGGAAACCCACCACCCACCUACUGCAAAAAUGUCCACCAUUGCUUCCCCCCGCGAUCCCCCGCGGCGCGUACCCUCGUACCAAGGCACGACGCCGACAUCCUCGACGCGGCCCAGCCUCGACGCCUCGCGCUCGCCCAUCGGCUCGCCAAAACUCACCGGCAGUCCCAACCUCUCCGGCGCCCCCUUCCCCUCCUCCGGGCCGACAUCCGCGCCGGCGUCCACCACCGGCCCGAGCAACAAGAGCAACCGCGCGGCCCUGCGCGCGUACUACAACCUGAAGAAGCAGACGGCGGCGGCGGCGCCCGUCGUCGAGGUGACGGACCCGUUCGGCGAGACCUCCGGCGGCCCGCAGCACGAGCAAUACUCGGAGGUGGCGCCGAGCGAGAUGGACAAGCCGGGCUUCGACGCGGAGGCCUUCGUCAAGAAGGCGCUGGCCGAGAACGGCAUGGAGGAGCUGCUGCGGCUGUACACGCGGGUGCUGGGCGAGACGCGGGCCCUGGACGCGGAGAAGAAGGCGUUGGUUUAUGAUAAUUACAGCAAGUUGAUCACGGCUACGGAGACGAUACGGAAGAUGCGAACGAAUAUGGACCCGUUGAACCCGAUGGCUUCUACGCUCGACCCGGCGAUCACUCAGAUAUACUCGCAAGCUUCGGCAAUACGAGAUUCGCUACGGAAAUCAGUCGCGCCACCGGAUGCAGCGAGGACCGAGGCGGAGGAGGCACGGAAGCGGAGAGCGCGGACGAAACAACUUGCUACCGAAGUCUUGGAUGCCCCUGACAAAAUACGAGCACUUGUCAGUGAAGGACGGUUGGAGGAUGCAAGACAGGCGUGGAAGAUGCCGCGAAGGCUUCUAUUGGUAUGGAAAGAGCAAGGUCUCGGCGGCAUUGAUGUGGACGCAUGCAUAGAAGACGGCGAAGCAGCUCUUAAAGGUGAACCGAGUAAAGGCAAUUGGCGAGAUACGAAUACGAAUAACUCGUGAUUAUCGGGUAUCUACAGCUGGUGAUGUCCUAACCAUUAAGACUGAUGGCCUCCAUCGCCAUCCCACGGCUUAUUUCAUCAAAUUGGGCAAAUU
Annulohypoxylon truncatum is the source of this 1263-nucleotide messenger RNA. RefSeq names its product Vps51/Vps67-domain-containing protein. The record is from RefSeq and is a predicted model, not a curated record. Bases 220 to 1170 code for a protein of 316 amino acids. Gene Ontology annotation, biological process: Golgi vesicle transport; Golgi organization; lysosomal transport. The transcript has 2 exons. Gene Ontology annotation, cellular component: membrane; GARP complex; EARP complex. NCBI's taxonomy places the organism in Eukaryota, Fungi, Ascomycota, Sordariomycetes, Xylariales, Hypoxylaceae.